UUGGCAACACUGCAAAUCAGGAGGAUUUAGCUAGCUAGCUAGCUAGCUAACUAACUAGAAGGUAGUGAAGCUAGCUGAAUUUGAGGCCACAUAUUUUUAUUUUGCCUGUGCAGAACAUUGUUUGUUAGGUAGCUACUUAGCAUUCUGGUGAUACAUAUAACUAACUAACUAACUAGCUAGCAUAGCUACCUAACUUAUCAUAGCAAUCCACAUCCACGUAAUGGCAGGAAACUUGAAAGACAAAGAAGCUUAUCAAAGACUGAACUUUCUGUAUCAGGCUGCACACUGUGUUUUGUCUCAAACCCCUGAGAAUGUGGAAUUAGCUCGUUUUUACUGCUUCACUCAGAAGACCAUCGCUAAACGUUUGGUGCUGAGACAAGACCCCUCAGUGAAAAGAACAUUAUGUAAGAAGUGCUGCUCUUUGCUGGUUCCAGGAUUAACUGCCACAGCCAGACAGAGAAGGACUAAGCACAGAAACCGCAUGACAGUGCUGCAAUGUCUAAGCUGUGGGCAGAGCAAGAGGUUCCUUAACAAUCCGGAGCAUCGCCUGUGGGUGGAUCAGCCUGAGGCCCAGCUGGAGAACCAAUCACAGCCAGAACAAGGUCACUCCAGUAAAGAGUUGCAGAAGGAGAAAGCUGAUGGACCCGUAUCUCAGAAAUCCUCUACAGGGCCUUCCUCUACCCAGCACCAGGUGUCUCCAUCCAAGCCCAAAACCUGAGCCCUGUGGCCUAUGUAGCCUAUUCACAACUGGACAUAGCUUCUUGUGUGGGUGGCAUUGACACAUAUUUUCAACAAUUCCAG
Messenger RNA from Coregonus clupeaformis (lake whitefish), 801 nucleotides. RefSeq names its product ribonuclease P 21 subunit (gene rpp21). Gene Ontology annotation, cellular component: nucleolar ribonuclease P complex. The coding region runs from base 221 to 718 and encodes 165 amino acids. The record is from RefSeq and is a predicted model, not a curated record. NCBI's taxonomy places the organism in Eukaryota, Metazoa, Chordata, Actinopteri, Salmoniformes, Salmonidae. Gene Ontology annotation, biological process: tRNA processing. The transcript has 5 exons.